Molecule: messenger RNA, 2523 nt
Organism: Miscanthus lutarioriparius
Lineage: Eukaryota; Viridiplantae; Streptophyta; Magnoliopsida; Poales; Poaceae
Source: the annotation of a GenBank genome assembly
AUGAGAGGACAAAUCCUUGCCUGCCUCCCUCUGAAUCUGAUCACACUCCUCUCGCUCUUCCUGAGCUGCACCUGCCAAAUCGACUCCCAAACACAAGCCCUCCUCCAGUUCAAGGCCGGGCUGAACGACCCUCUGAACCACCUCGUGUCAUGGACGAACGCCACCUCCAAGUGUCGCUUCUUCGGCGUCCGGUGCGACGACGACAGCACCGGCUCCGGCAAGGUCACCGAGAUCUCGCUGUCGAGCAUGAACCUCUCCGGUGGGAUCUCGCCGUCCAUCGGGGCGCUGCACGGCCUGGCGCGGCUGCAGCUCGACUCCAACUCGCUCUCGGGGCCCGUGCCGCCUGAGCUGGCGAAAUGCACGCAGCUCCGGUUCCUGAACCUGUCCUACAACAGCCUCGCCGGGGAGCUGCCGGACCUGUCCGCGCUGACGGCGCUCCAGGCCCUCGACGUCGAGAACAAUGCCUUCACCGGGCGCUUCCCGGCGUGGGUCGGCAACCUGUCCGGCCUCACCACGCUCAGCGUCGGCAUGAACAGCUACGACCCAGGGGAGACGCCGCCGAGGAUCGGCAACCUCAGGAACCUGACGUACCUGUACCUGGCGGGCAGCAGCUUGACGGGGGUGAUACCAGACUCCAUCUUCGGACUCACCGCACUGGAGACGCUGGACAUGUCCAUUAACAAUCUCGCCGGCGUGAUCCAGCCAGCCAUCGGAAACCUCCGGAACCUGUGGAAGAUCGAGCUGUACAAGAACAACCUCGCUGGCGAGCUCCCGCCGGAGCUCGGGGAACUGACCAAGCUGCGGGAGAUCGACGUGUCCCAGAACCAGAUCAGCGGCAGGAUCCCGGCGGCGUUCGCGGCGCUCACGGGGUUCACGGUCAUCCAGCUCUACCACAACAACCUGUCCGGGCCGAUCCCGGCGGAGUGGGGCGACCUGCGCUACCUCACGAGCUUCUCCAUCUACGAGAACCGAUUCUCCGGCGAGUUCCCGGCCAACUUCGGCCGGUUCUCACCGCUCAACAGCGUCGACAUCUCCGAGAACGCCUUCGUCGGGCCUUUCCCGAGGUACCUGUGCCGCGGCAACAACCUCCAGUUCCUUCUCGCUCUCCAGAACGGCUUCUCCGGCGAGUUCCCGGAGGAGUACGCGGCGUGCAAGAGCCUGCAACGCUUCCGGAUCAACAAGAACCGGUUCACCGGCGACCUCCCGGAAGGCCUGUGGGGGCUCCCGGCGGCGACGAUCAUCGACGUGUCCGACAACGAGUUCACCGGAGCCAUGUCGCCGCUGAUCGGGCAGGCGCAGAGCCUCAACCAGCUGUGGCUGCAGAACAACAACCUCAGCGGGGCAGUACCGCCGGAAAUCGGCCGGCUUGGGCAGGUGCAGAAGCUCUACCUGUCCAACAACUCCUUCUUGGGCUCCAUACCGUCGGAGAUCGGCAGCCUGUCGCAGCUGACGGCGCUGCACCUGGAGGACAACGAGUUCAGCGGCGCCUUGCCGGACGACAUCGGCGGCUGCAUCAGGCUCGUCGAGAUCGACGUCUCCCAGAACGCGCUGUCCGGGCCGAUUCCAGCCUCGCUGUCGCUGCUGUCGUCGCUCAACUCGCUCAACCUCUCCAACAACGAGCUCAGCGGGCCGAUCCCGACGAGCCUCCAGGCGCUCAAGCUCAGCUCCAUCGACUUCUCCUCGAACCAGCUCACCGGGAACGUUCCGCCGGGGCUUCUGGUGCUCGCCGGCGGCAGCCAGGCGUUUGCCCGAAACCCCGGCCUCUGCGUUGACGGCAGGUCCGACCUCGGCGUCUGCAACGUGGACGGCGGCCACAAGGACGGCCUCGCCACGAAGUCGCAGCUUGUGCUGGUGCUGGUCCUUGUCUCGGCGACGCUGCUGCUCGUGGCCGGCAUCCUGUUUGUGAGCUACCGGAGCUUCAAGCUCGAGGAGCUCAAGAAGAGGGACCUGGAGCACGGCGACGGGUACGGGCAGUGGAAGCUGGAGUCGUUCCACCCGCUGGAGCUGGACGCCGACGAGAUCUGCGCCGUCGGGGAGGAGAACCUGAUCGGGUCGGGCGGCACGGGGCGCGUGUACCGGCUGGAGCUCAAGGGCCGCGGCGGCGGCGGCGGCGGCACUUACUGGCCAUCUGGGGUUUUCACGUUCGCAGAGCUGGCCUACUCGCUCAAAGUGACGGAGAAGACGGACGUGUACAGCUUCGGCGUGGUGCUGCUGGAGCUGGUCACCGGCCGGAGCCCGAUCGACCCGCGCUUCGGCGAGGGCAGGGACAUCGUGUCCUGGCUGUCCAGCAAGCUCGCCUCGGAGAGCCUCGACGACGUCCUGGACCCGCGGGUCGCCGUGCUGGCCAGGGAGAGGGACGACAUGCUCAAGGUGCUCAAGAUCGCCGUGCUUUGCACCGCCAAGCUGCCGGCGGGCCGGCCGACCAUGAGAGACGUGGUAAAGAUGCUCACUGACGCCGGCGUGGGCCCCUGCAGCCCGCGCGGCCAGACGCCGUCAAGGGUCUGCAGCGACAAGAGCUGCUGA